Messenger RNA from Linum tenue, 2569 nucleotides. The record is from the annotation of a GenBank genome assembly. Lineage: Eukaryota; Viridiplantae; Streptophyta; Magnoliopsida; Malpighiales; Linaceae.
AUGUCCCUUCAUUCAACCAACCCCGACCUGCAGCUGGCAGCAACGAGAGACUUGGACGGGACGCGAUGGGGCAAAAACAACAAAGUCGCCGGAACCGGCAGCUUGACGCAGCAGCAGCUUGCCGUCGACGGCGAUCAUCGGAAGGAGAGAAUCAAGAAGCUCUUUGAGAAGUCCGAGCUGUCCGCCUCUGCCUACGACACGGCAUGGGUGGCGAUGGUUCCAUCUCCGGCGGUUUCACCGGAAAAACCAAUCUUCCCGGGAUGCCUGACCUGGAUACUGGAGAACCAGCACGACGAUGGCUCCUGGGGUUUGCACUCCGUUCACGGCGGCGGAGACCCGACGUUGAUGAAGGACGCUCUCUCGUCCACUCUGGCCUGCAUUCUUGCACUCAAACGAUGGGGCACAGGCGACAACCACGUUCAUAGCGCGCUCGCUUUUAUGGAGCGGAAUUCAGGCUCCCUCGCGGAUUCUAGCCAGCAAGCUCCAAUCGGGUUCGACGUCGUAUUCCCUUCCAUGGUGCAAACAUUGACUCGGGAUUUCCGUUUGAAUCUCCCGCUCGACGCCGCGCAAAUCGACGCCAUGAUCCGCAACAACAGAGACGUUGCGUUGACCGGCGUGGACCGAUCCAACGGCCGUGACGCCUACUUGGCCUACAUAUUGGAAGGGAUCGGAAGCUCUCAUCAGGCUCGGGGAAAUGCGAUGAGGUUCCAGAGAAAGAACGGCUCGAUCCUCAACUCGCCGUCGGCGACGGCCGCGGCUGUUAUUCACGGUCACGAUGAUGCACUCUCGCUCGGCUACCUCCGGUCGGUAUUACGCACCACCACUGCCGGAAGCAACGCAGCCGCAGCGGUUCAUCCUCUUGAAAUUCAGGCUCGACUCUGCCUGAUCGAUACGGUUGAGAGUUUGGGAAUCGAUCGUCAUUUCCGAGAGGAGAUCGAGCUGGCAUUGGACGAGAUCCACAGACGCUGGCGGCAGGGAGAGGAAGAGAUAUUCCUUGAUGCCACAACUUGUGCCAUGGCGUUUCGGAUGUUACGCCUCAACGGAUAUCCAGUGUCAUCAGGUAUUAUUAAGGUUCGAUUCUGGAGUGAUACCCUAGAAGGGUAUUUGAAGGAUGAAAGAGCAGUUUUGGAGUUACACAAAGCUGCAAGAAUCACUUGCCUGCACGACGGCGAGGCAUCCAUCCUUGGAAGACAACAGCUGUGGACGGCGCAGUUCCUUAAGCAACUUGCUCUGGAUCACCACCAUUGUCGCGAUGUGAGCAAUCACGUGAAUGAUGUUCUACGUUAUCCAUUCCACGCUGAUUUGGACAUCCUGGUUCACAAAAGAAAUGCUGAGCGGUACUGUCCCGACAACACCAGGAUUCUUAAAUCCUCUUUCAGCUGUGCCGCUUUUGGGGGCCAAGAUUUUCAGAAACUAGCAGUACAAGACUUCAACUCCCGUCAAUCAUUACACCGCAAAGAGCUCCAACAUCUCAUGCAGUGGCUAAAAGAGAAGAAAUUAGAUGAUACGACGCUGGCCAAGGUGAAAACGCGCUACUGCCACUUCCACGGCUCCACCACUUUCACCGAACCGGAGCUCUCCCACGCUCGCAUCUUGCUCUGCAAGCACGCCGUCCUCGUCUGUGUCGUCGACGCCGUAUUCGACAUCGACGGAACCCACGAGGAGCAGCUGAACAUUGUCGAUUUGUUGCAGAGGUGGGAUGUCAACGGACCAAAGGCAGAGUUCUGUUCAAAGCGAGUCGAGACGAUAUACUGGGCGAUCCACGGUGCUAUAUGUGAGACCGUGGAGAAAGCUUUUCCAACGCAAGGGCGUAGUGUGAUGGAUCACGUCGUCGAGCUUUGGGUGGAGAUUGUAAAAGGAAUGUUGCAGGAAGCAGAAUGGUGCAGAACGAGCACCAUCCCGACACUCGAAGAAUACAUGGCGACUUCAUCGAUUACACUUGGAGUUGCAGCAUUCUUGCUCCCUGCCAUAUACUCAGCUGGGCACAAGCUGGAAGACGAUGUUGUCAGAGGUCCGCAAUACCAAAGGUUGUUCUUGCUCACAACAACCAUUGGACGUCUCUUGAACGACGUUAGAGGCUUUGAGAGAGAAGCACAAGAAGGCAACGUGAAUGCAGUGUCACUAAGAAUCAUGAGAAGAGGAAUGGACAUGGAAGAAGCUGUGGAAGAGGUUGAAAACCUGAUAACAACCUUGACGCGACAAAUGGUGAGAUUGACCACCGGAGAAGACAACUGCGGCGAGGUUCCUAAAGCAGUGAGGUUGAUGUUUUGGAGAGCGGUGAAAGGCUUCUUCUUUUUCUACAUGAAGGAGGACUUGUACCAUGCUAGCACUAAGCUGGUGAAGGUUGUAGAAUCUGUGAUGAACGAACCAAUCACUAUUGCCUAAAGACUUCAGUUAGAUUAUUCAUAAAAAAAAUGCAGAUAUAUAGUUAUCAUAAGUUGUAGUUGUUAUUCUAUGUUUUGAUCGGUGUUGUUAGAACCCAACCGGGAUGUCUACCCGUAAAAUUAAAUAUUCAUUACGUAAAAACAUUGGUCAUUAUGUUAAGGGUAAAUGACACAUUUGGUCACCG